AUGCGUCUCUCCCUAUUUCUGGCGUCGGCACUUACAGCCCUAGUCGCCGCCGACAGCAGCAGCACAACCAAGGGCAUCGUAUACCCCGACUGGAGCAUCACCAUCCCCCGCUACGAAAGCACCGCUGCCAGCGUCGCAGGCAUCAACGCGCUUGCCACAACAUACGAAGUCAAAUGUCUCGACGGCGCAAACACACUCAGCUGCGACAUCAAGACUCCCUGGACCAUCAUCCAGGGCCCCGCGACCGCGAGCUUCACGGGUGUCUACACCGCCGAUGUUACCGGGAAGAAUGGUGUUACCGUGACUCGGGAGUGGAAGUGCGAGUUGAAGUCUUACACCGAGUCUGCUUCGUGCAGUAUGAGUUAUCGGGCUAGUGGUACGGUUGAUGGCACUGGGUAUUCGACUUCCACUUCUUCUUCGAAUAAGAAUAUGCCCACGAAUCAGUUGACGAGUGCGGGAAUUCUGGUUACUGGCGGUAUUGCCUCGUUUACUGCUUCGCAGGCGACUCAGACUCCGUCUGGUGCUGCAGCUGCCCCAGUUAAGGCGAUGGUUACUGCUGCGCCUUUUGGAGUUGCCGCGGUUAUUGCUAUUGCUGGUAUGCUUUAG
Molecule: messenger RNA, 606 nt
Organism: Penicillium daleae
Lineage: Eukaryota; Fungi; Ascomycota; Eurotiomycetes; Eurotiales; Aspergillaceae
Exons: 1
Coding region: 1-606 (201 amino acids)
Source: RefSeq, a predicted model, not a curated record